AUGGACGAACUCUUGGCAAAGCACCGCAAGGAGCAAAAGGACCUCCAAGGGCGAAUCACCCAGAAGAAAAAGUCCGCCACCAAGAAAACCCGCAAGGGCGUCAACGAUGAGUGCGAACGAAUGCAACGGGAUCUCACUGAGAAACAACAAGCCGAAAUUGCACAGCUGAACGGGGACCCGGCCGAAACCACCGAAGCUCUUGACGACCUGACCUUGGAAAGCGAGGCACCGACAAAUGGAGAAUCGAACGAAGACAACACAACACAACCUCAAACCGAGCCUACCCCGAUCGCCAACGAAGAAGAACCUGCGGCUCGCUUUAAGAAGCCUAACCGCCAAAAGGCUCGUCUUGCCCGCCGUGCUGCCGAACAAGCUGCCCAGGCCGAGGCCGCUGCAGAAGAAGCCGCCACUCAAACCAACUACCGAGGCAAUGAGCAGGAAGUUAUGGAUGCUGUGUUUAAGAAAUUGGGCUUGACGGAAGUCGAGGUCACUCCAGACGGCCACUGUCUGUAUUCUGCCGUUGCCAAACAGCUUGAUGACUCAGGAGUCGGCUUGCGGCCGGACCCAAGCCGAAUUAUCCUGCAGCCAACGACACAAUCCCGCAUUGAUACUGUCGUAUCACCGCAGCACGAUGGCUACCGAGCUGUUCGCGCUGUCGCGGCCGACUUCAUUACUGACCACAAGGAAGAAUUCGAGGCGUUCAUGGAAGAGCCCGUGGACGUCUAUACUCGGAAGAUCAAGCUGACGGCUGAGUGGGGUGGUCAGCUGGAGCUGCAGGCUAUUGCACGGGCAUAUGGAGUCGAUAUCAAUGUCGUACAAAAGGAUGGGAGAUUGGAGAAGAUUGAAUGCGGUGAUAUGGACAGCUUUGAUGACGAGGAAAAGCGCAGGCGCAUGAUAUGGCUGGCAUAUUACCGACACUCCUACGGGCUCGGGGAGCACUACAACGCUCUUUUCAAAAAAGCCUAG
This is a messenger RNA of Penicillium maclennaniae, 966 nucleotides long. RefSeq names its product deubiquitinase OTU2. Lineage: Eukaryota; Fungi; Ascomycota; Eurotiomycetes; Eurotiales; Aspergillaceae. The record is from RefSeq and is a predicted model, not a curated record. The transcript has a single exon. Bases 1 to 966 code for a protein of 321 amino acids. Gene Ontology annotation, biological process: protein deubiquitination. Gene Ontology annotation, molecular function: cysteine-type deubiquitinase activity.